Molecule: messenger RNA, 559 nt
Organism: Spirometra erinaceieuropaei
Lineage: Eukaryota; Metazoa; Platyhelminthes; Cestoda; Diphyllobothriidea; Diphyllobothriidae
Source: the annotation of a GenBank genome assembly
UGUCACAGUUUGGUGGAUUCAAUCUAUUUUCCUUUUAAGUGGUAAAGCGCGACCCAAUAACCGGUCUUGGGGAGCUUCCCAAGGAACAUUGCGAUUUUGGUCGCCCGAAAUCAGCGAACACCUCCCGCAAGAGUGAGUUCUACUAACGACAGGAGCCUGCAUGAGAUUGCCAUAGCCCAGUUAGCCGGAAGUCAAAGUUUAUUAGGUGUUCGACCGGUCUGUUUUCUUGUCUAUUUCGCAGCGUGCUUUUGGCAUUGUGAAGUCGUGGCUGCAGUUGUUUUGCGAAGGCCACAUGCAUACCCUGGCUUCCUAACCCUGGUCUUUUGUUAUGCACGCAGUAUUUGGAUGCAUUCGAAGUUCUGACACGAGCUCUAAACGUCCUUGCUUCCCCUACUUCCUCGUUGUAGAAUUUAACAACGUACUGCUGAGCUGGGAUGCGGACACGGCAAAGCCUCUGCCAACGGAGAAAACCAGUGGAAAGGAGGCGAAAAAAGCUAGUGAGAGAGUCGUUUUUUAUCAAAUGUCUGACUUUCAUUCCAAGAGCCUUGAAGAUCAGUAA